Messenger RNA from Monascus purpureus, 1208 nucleotides. Lineage: Eukaryota; Fungi; Ascomycota; Eurotiomycetes; Eurotiales; Aspergillaceae. The record is from the annotation of a GenBank genome assembly.
AUGUACGAGCGCGGCUCUAGCCACGGAAGAAGAGAAAAGGAAGUGUACGAACAUCUAAGAAAUGUCAAGUCAAGCCACACAGGCUCUGUGCUAGUGCGACGCGCCAUUGAUGACUUUCAAAUCAGUUCUGCGGAUAACAUCCACGCCUAUCAGUGUCUUGUGCAUCCUCCUUUAGCUAUGAGUCUAUGUGAGCUACGUAAUCGGACUGUAGAAAAGGUGCUUCCGGAGGAUAUACUCAAGCCAACUUUGAUCCACAUACUUCUUGCUCUCGACUUCCUUCACACAGAAGCCAAGAUUGUUCAUACUGAUAUACAGGAAAAUAAUGUCAUGCUUAGUGUGGAAGACGAAUCAAUCCUUGUCGAUUUUGAAAAAGCAGAGAAAUCCAGCCCUACCCCCCGCAAAGUUGGAGGCGAUCGGGUGAUCUAUUCCUCCCGGGACCUCGGGAUCCCAAAGGUGCAUGGCCGUCCUAUUCUGUCAGACUUCGGGGAGGCUCGCUUUAGCUCGAAUUUGGGGAAGCAGUGGGAGGAUGUCCAACCUUUGGUUUACCGAGCUCCAGAGGUUCUACUGCGGAUGCCAUGGAAUGAAAAGAUCGACAUUUGGAAUGUAGGGGUCUUUGUAUGUAUAUCUCAUCUGCCAGGCCUAAUUCUGCUACAAAAUAACUAUUUCUGUAGGCCUGGGAUCUAUUUGAGCAGGGUCAUCUCUUCUACGCCCGUGAUUCCAACAGGGACGUUUCAGACAGCCACCACCUUGCUGGGAUGAUAGCAAUCAUGGGCGCGCCGCCAAACGAAAUGCUCCAAAAUAGUGAGUAUGCGACAAAGUUCUUCGACAGUGACGGCAACUGGAGAGGUACCGCCAAAAUUCCUUCUGUAUCUCUGGAGAGACUGGAAAGCAAUCUACGAGGUACACAACAAAGCUUAUUUCUCUGCUUCAUGCGGAAAAUGCUUCAGUGGCAACCGGAAAAUCGAGCAUCUGCGAAAGAAUUACUAGCAGAUUCUUGGCUAAAGUCAAUGUAGCUCAGUGUGGGCAUCAAAUGAUGUGUUUCCAAAGUAUAUUUCAGGUGCAUUCGCUCAUAUGCCACAUGCUGCAAAAUUAGAGGGGAAGAACUAAGCGACCUACUGGCUGCCAAAUGUUGGACUUGCUCUCCACUUACUACAGUCAAACCUUCUACACAUAGUGAAUGAGUAUAUUUCAAUGGCUAAUGUACGAAC